AUGGAGGAGCAAGCACAUGAAAAUGUAUUUUUCAGGCAUGUUGAUCUCCUUAGAAUUCUUGGUGUUACGAUCCCUGCAAAAGGGACGUCGAGGGGAUUGUUAAUGAAAAUUUGGUACAUUUUUGUUAUUGCGGUUCUGUUCAUCAAUGCAGCGCUUCAAGGAAGAAGCAUGUUUCUACCAACGUCCCUGUCAAUGAAGUCUAUAACUCUAGUAUUUUUCUUGGUCAACCUUGCUUCCGCAUUGAAACUAUUACUUGUGCAGUUGAACGCUGAGAUGCUUGCCAAGCUGUUUCAGGAGCUAGACACCCCUGGUGCUUCGGAUUCGACCCCUAUGCUUAAAACAGUACACACCAUCAGCCGGACGUACGUCGUAUGCCUUUUUGCCCUUCUGAUGGCAUGGGUAGCUUAUCCAUGGAUGACCGGAGACCUGGAACUUCCAAUUCCAUACUGGUUUCCAUUUAAUCUCGACACUUUUUUCAAGUUUUCUUGCGCUUAUUCUUUCGCGAGCUUUGUGUUCUUCAUCAUUUGCUACACCCAGGACGCCGUAGACACAUUGCUUUUGCUCAUUGCUGGUCAAAUAUGUAGGAGGCUUGGUGCAAUCAGGGUAGCUCUCCUUUCAAUUGGAACGGAGGAGCCUCUUAGAAAAAGAGGCUGGAAAAGGCCCAAAGCAAUGGAGGAUUUCAUGGGGCUUAGCAUUUUAAGAAUGGCUGCUCUUAGCAGAGACGAAACUUUAUUGAAAGAAGUAAUAAGAGAACACGUAGAUAUUAUAAGGCUUGUCAGGACAUUCGAUAUCGUACUGGAUGACAUAUUUCUCGCGCAAGUGAUGCAGUCAACUUUGGUAUCUACGAUGACAUUUUUCGCCGUAUCUAAAGUUGAUGACCCGAUCAAAGAUAUGCCAAAAUUUAUGUUCAUACUCGGAGCGACGUACUUACAAUUUUUCAUGUACUGCUGGCUCGGAGAAGAAAUCUCGGAUCACAGCGACGAAUUGCACAGGACGCUCUACCUGAGCGAGUGGUACAAAUGCAGAGAAAAAAUCAUGAAAUCUCUUGUCAUUAUGGAAACUUUUACAAAAGCCCAUUUCAAACUAGAAGGAGGUCACUUGUUCAACAUAGAUUUAGCAACGUUUCUCAUGGUAAUUUUAAAUUUAUGA
This is a messenger RNA of Cimex lectularius (bed bug), 1149 nucleotides long. RefSeq lists its product as uncharacterized. Gene Ontology annotation, cellular component: plasma membrane. Gene Ontology annotation, molecular function: olfactory receptor activity; odorant binding. The coding region runs from base 1 to 1149 and encodes 382 amino acids. The transcript is spliced from 4 exons. Gene Ontology annotation, biological process: sensory perception of smell; detection of chemical stimulus involved in sensory perception of smell. NCBI's taxonomy places the organism in Eukaryota, Metazoa, Arthropoda, Insecta, Hemiptera, Cimicidae. The record is from RefSeq and is a predicted model, not a curated record.